UUUUUUUUUUUUCUUGUUCCUUUUUUCUUCUUUAUGUCCACUUCUAAAUAUACUGUCGCUGACCUUCUUUCAUUAAGAUAUUCGACAAAUUCGAAAUCUGAUACUAUUUUUGAAUGGGAGGGCUCUAUAUUUGCCUUUAUCCCAGGUCAACAGCCUAAAAAGAUUUUUAAAUGUGUGGGUAUGAAUAUUUCAAAGGCAAAGAUUGAAGAAGGUAAACUCAAAGUUACUGGAAAAGAAUUAACUUAUUAUCUGGAUCCUGUUACUGGUGAAAAAUUAACAAAGUGGGAUAAUCCUUGGACAGGAGAAAAGGAUUUACCAGUGAUUCAUAUUGCAAAUGAUCCUGUACAGAUGUCUCUUCCUACUGCUAUUCCACUUGAAGUGCGUCAUAAUAAAUUUAGCGAAACAUCUACAGUUAUAUCGGAGAUUCCUUUAUUUUAUACAAAUCCGCUAUAUACAGAAGAUCAUAAAUUUGAUAAAUUUGACUCAAACAAAAUGUAUGAAGCGGGUGAGUUUUUUACAUUCAAAUGCAACACAAAAGAAUUGGAACAAAGCACAUUAUCUAACACUACAAUGGAUGCUGUUGAGGUUAAUUGGUCUCGUGUAUCAAAAUUUUGUCCUUUUAUGAAAAUGGGAAAGCAAUCGGGCUAUUUACUUUAUCAUUGUACAGGAUUCAAACUGCCUCAGGGAUCUACGGUUAACGACUUGACUCAUUCAUUGCUAGUGAAUGAAAUCAGAAAGGACAUGAAGUCAUAUGCCUAUGCACCUCAUGACUAUGAUACUAAUAUAAAAAGUGUAUCGAGCUGGACUUACUUUAGAGAUCAUUUUGAUCGUUAUCAAAAUGAUCCUAAUGCUAUUUGGCCUAUCCCAUCCCUCAAUUAAAAACUCUGUAUACUAAUAUACAUAGGACGGCACUUUACAUCUACAAUUCUUUCGUCAUCACCUCGUAUUAUUUAUUUUUUUUAAAGAAAGAAAUACUUUUGUUAUUUAAAUAUAAGGAUAUUACUGCUAUUUACUGUAAAAGGAUAAAAAACGGCAAACAAAAAAGCUUCAAGAUAAAAAUAAGAUUGUUUUAAUCAUAUUUAAUAAUAGAAUGAAAGACAAAG
Cokeromyces recurvatus is the source of this 1103-nucleotide messenger RNA. RefSeq lists its product as uncharacterized. The record is from RefSeq and is a predicted model, not a curated record. Bases 34 to 879 code for a protein of 281 amino acids. NCBI's taxonomy places the organism in Eukaryota, Fungi, Mucoromycota, Mucoromycetes, Mucorales, Mucoraceae. The transcript has 5 exons.